Molecule: messenger RNA, 4740 nt
Organism: Colletotrichum chrysophilum
Lineage: Eukaryota; Fungi; Ascomycota; Sordariomycetes; Glomerellales; Glomerellaceae
Exons: 4
Coding region: 1-4740 (1579 amino acids)
Cellular component (GO): cytosol
Molecular function (GO): heme binding; NADPH-hemoprotein reductase activity; flavin adenine dinucleotide binding
Source: RefSeq, a predicted model, not a curated record
AUGUCCUGCAGGAAAUCACGGGCAGUCUGCGAGCAGGAGACUUUCGACAUCCCUCGAGGCGUCGAUGUGGACGAGUGGCUUCGUGCCCGGGAGCGCAAGGCCAUCAACGAGAUUAUUUACGCAGACAUCCCCUCGGCGGAGACAAUUACACAAGUCAAGAACGUCGACACGCUUGUAGCCGACGACAGAGACCUCUUGGCUGUGGCGCUGGGCGCACCAGCCCGCCAAGUCAUCCUCCGAGCCGAGGGAAUCGGGCAUCAAACCGGGUGGAAGGACGGUUACCUCAGCGCCGAGUACGGCUUCCAGCCUCCCGACUCCAACGAGGCCGCCGGUGCUCUCGCCAACAGUCCGGGACGGGUUUGGUCCGACCUCUGCGAGCGCAUGCCCGGUUGCGUUUCCAGAGGACGCGUCCGCGAGUCCGUCGCCGCGCUGCCUCUCGUCGAAGGAACGGAGGACAACAUUCCCGACCAGGCAUUGUGGGCAGCCAUUGUUGCCCUGGGCAUGCUGUGCUCCAUCUACCGGUACGAAGACAAGAAUGACGGAUACGACGGGGUCAGCAUCAACUCCAUUUCAACAAAGCCCCGCGUUGAGAUGAGCGACGACCUGGGGCCUGAGCUGGUUGGGAUCCCGAGGACGAUUGGACUUCCGUACUGGCAGGUUUCGAGACGCAUGGGACGCGCCAUCCCGCACUUGACGUUCUUCGACCAGGCCUCGUACAAUAUCAAAGUGCGGGAUCCGACUUCGAUCUACCCUUACAUCGGCCGCUUCGAUAAUACAGACUUGCGAUGGCCCAUGUUUGGAGAGCGGACCGAGAUUGCCUUUUUGAAAGGAUGCGCUGACACGUCGGCAUCCUUCCAGCAUGGGCCUGAUGCCAUCGCAGCCUGCCAGGAACACGUCAUGAACCGAAACAACGAAGGCCUCUUGCGAGAGAUGAUCAGACUCAAGGAGAUCCUCGAACGAAUGCCGAACGCCUUUCACUCCAUCUCGACCAACCCGAACUCGGGCGACAACUACGUGUCUGCCGCCGAGUGGGUGCGAUGGGGCAAGUUCUCCGCGCCCCUAUCCAAGAGAUGUCCGGCCGCUUCGGGCCUCCAGUUUCCCCCUUACCUCCUCAUGGACGCCUUCCUCGGUCGCAAGAAGUACGAUUCAUUUCUGGGAAACGAAGGCCUGCACCUGAGAGCCUGGCUUCCCUCCAACCUGCGAGCGUUCAUCGCCUCUGUCGAGUACCAUUACCGCAUCCCCGAAUACGUCAAACAGUCUGGGGAUCCCCGUCUCAUGGGCGUGUUGGACGGCAUCAUCGAAGCUUACACGGGCGAACGUGGGUUCAUGGGAACGCAUCGGUACAAAGUAUUUGGUAUCCUGGAGGUAGCGUCCAAGACAGGCCGCACGGAGACGAACGGCGCGUCGGGUGCCUCUGACGACUCGGGAAGACCAUGGGAGGAGGUCCAUCGCCAGUUCUCGGAUGCCAUGAAGGAACGCUUGGAGCCAUACCGCGGGAACAUCCCCGUCGAACCCCACGAGAUGCGCGGGACGUUCGAGGAGUGCCGCUACAAGUCACGCAUCCUCACCCGUUCCUUUGUCGACUCAGACCACGAGCGGUCCAUCGCCAUGGUCACCCUCGACCUGCACAACACGGGCAUCACCUUCCAGCCGGGUGACCGCCUCGCUAUCAUGCCCCUCAACAGCUGGGAGGAGUGCGCCAAGGUCGCCGCGGCUCUCGGCCUCGACUCGAUGCUCGACGCGCCUGUCCUCCUCGACCGCAAGUGGUCCCGUUUCGCCGAGCAUCUCGAUACCGUCUCGAACCAUGGAGUCGCCAGUCCUGCAUCGCAAGUGAAGAAGUUGAUGGUCAAGGACAUUCUGCGUCGGGGCCACCUUGCCCCCUUGACCCAAGAACUCGUCCUCAAGAUCCAUGCCAUGCUGAGGGCGUCAUCCAACACCGUCCUCCAAGUGCUGGCAACAGACGAAUGGCCAGUCCGUGGCUCCCUCGGUGACCUCCUCCAAGCCGCCGUGAUGGAUACACCGACGCACAUCUGGGAUCAAGCGUUCGACCUCUCCAACGACAUCCCCUGGCUGAGCGAUCUCAUCCCCGUCGAAGUGCCCAGGACAUACUCCAUCUCCAACUAUCCCGAGGAACUCCUCCCCAGCACCCUGGACCUCACCAUCUCCCGCGCAGAAUACAACCUCUGCGCCACCUUUGCCGGAAAGUCCACCAUCACCCGCUCCGGCGUCAGCAGUGGCUACCUCAACCCUGCUGUCGGCUCACCGGACGACUUUGUGUCUGACGAGGACGAGCUCUUGGUCGGCAUCUCGCGCCCCAUCGCCUUCCAACUUCCCCUCGACGCCUCCGCGCCGUGUGCCUUCUUCGCCGGCGGCAGCGGCAUCGCGCCGUUCCGAAGCUUCUGGCAGGCCCGCUGCGGCCGCUCCGUCGGACGCAACAUGCUCUUCCUCGGCGUGCAGAACCGCGAAAAGUUCUGCUACGAGGACGAGCUGCGGCAGUACGUCAACGCCGGCUUCAUGGAGGUCCACCUCGCCUUCUCCCGCGACAGCCGCGGCCUGGCGUACGACCCCUACAUGCGGGACCUGGUCGAGCGCCGCACCGAGCCGCGGUACAUUGACUCGCUCAUCGCGGAGCAGGGCGCCAGCGUGUGUGAUCUGGUCAUGUCCAAGAAGCAGGGCGGGCUGGGCGGAUACCUGUACAUCUGUGGCUCGGUGGCCGUCUUCGACUCCGUUAUGAGCGGUCUGCGCAAGGCCAUCUACAACCACCGCACGGCGACGAUGGAGUCGACGGACCUCAUCAUCAAUACGGCCUUCGCCGAGCGCCGGAUCAUGCUGGACGUCUUCAUGACGCCCAAGCCGCUGCCCUGCAACCGUCCCACGAUCCCGCUCUCCCAGCUGGCCUCCCACACCGGCCACCGGCCCGGGGGACGGAUGUGGAUCAGCGUCCACGGGUCCGUCUACGACGUGACGGACUUCUGCCCGAUGCACCCCGGCGGCACACUGAUUAUCAAAUCGAACGCCGGCGUGGACUGCACCAAGUCGUUUGACAACCUGGCGCACACCAACAACCCCGAAGUCGCCAGCCUGCUCACCAAGUACUUUGUGGGCCAUCUGACGCCCAAGCCGGAGUACCACGACGCCGAGGAGCUCAGCGGCCUCUAUGACAUGUGGUCCGCCUACCUCCGCACGACCGUCGAGACGCUCGUCUCCCAGCAGUUCGAGAUGGACGACAUCCUCGGCUCCUCGAAGCUCUGGUUCCAGGGCAGCCUCAUCAACAUGCUUGGCGUGCGCAUCUUCUACCAGUACCAAUCCCGCCUCCUCCAGGGUGGCUUCUCGGCGCUCUUCGGCCCCAAGUUCCAGGAACUCGUGCUGAAGCUCUCCUUCGCCAUGGCCAACAACGCCGCGUCCCCAGGCGCAGACACCAAGCUCCCCGACAUCCUCGGCAUCAUCGCCCGCGCCAAGACGUCGUCCGACGCCGUCGCCACGUCCAAGGAGGUCUCCCGCAUCGGGCAGUUCAUCUGCGACUCGGAGCCCGCGCGCUUCAUGGAGCGCGGCAUCAUGGACUACGCCAACAAGUCCGUGCAGCUCGACAUUGAGCUGCUCGAGGACAUUCGCGAGGAGGCGUGCCACGGCAUGGACGCCUUCGACACCAUCAUGAACCUCGACGCCGCGUCGGACGCCCAGCGCGUCACCGCCCUCUGCCAGUUCCUCAUGCAAAUCCUCGAGCGCAUGGCGAAGCGGCUCGAGGUGUUCUACUCCAAGCUGGCGCAGUGCUCCAUCUACCAGCCCGAGAUCGAGCGCAACCCAGCGCGCACGCGGUGGAACCUCGUCCGGCGGCGCAUCCGCGACGGGUCCUUUUUCGUCUUGUCCCAGAACGCCGUCGUCGGCGCCGCGCCGGGGUACAAGCCUGUCCAGGAGACGGUCGAGUUCGACAACGUCCUCUCGCAGAUCCAGCAGACGAUCCGCAACGCGCCGCAGGUGGCCGCACCCCUACCGCCGACGACGCAGACGAUGCAGCUCAACGAGCGGCACAGGGUGCGCACCGAAGCCCCCGUCAACGGCGCGUCGGCGUUCGAGUCGCACCAGAAUAGCAACGCGCUGAACCGCAUGUCGACCUUCAUCGACAAGAACAUGCGCGCGAUCCGGAGACUGAGUAAAAUGCCGCCGAUGCCGCUCAACAUGUCCUUCGAGCAGGUGGUCGCCGCGAACCAGCCGCAGUUCCCCUCGCACGGCGUGACCACCCCGCCGUCGAGCCGCGGCUCGAGCCGGUCGCCUACGAGGGGACGGGCUCCGGGCCCCGCGAACGCGCUGCACAUCCAAGGCUUCCCUCACGGGCGCGCGCCGUCGCGGGCCGAGGAGUCGAUGGCCCGGAUCCCGCUGAACCGACGCGGCACGAACGGGUCCGACGGCGGGCGGUCCAUCUCCUCGCUGUCGUCGCAGCAGCACCAUCAUCACCAGAUGAUGAUGAUGCACCACGGGAUCCCGACGCCGAUCGCGACGCCCCCUCCGCCGCUGGACCCGAACACGGCGAUACAGAGCAUGGUGAGCCGGCUGAAUCUCAAGUCGCGGAGCGUGGCGGGGUCGCAGCCCGCGUCGCCGGCCUUGUCGCUGGACGAGAAGGGGCGGAUGACGCGGUUAUCGGCGGGGUCGAUGCACAACCCGCGUGCGAGGUCGACGAGCACGUUGAGGACGUUCAAGUUGGUUGCGAACCAGGAGCAGGCGAGGAUUGCGCCGACUUUUUGA